AUGGCUCCUGCGAAGCUCCUCUUCGCCGUCGUCGUCGCGCUUCAGGCCUCCGCGAUCCUCGCGCAGACGUGCUCGUGCGCCGACUGCGAGACGGUGGCCCCUCCCUGCUACGCCAGCAGGUGGUACGCGUGGUGGAUCAAGGACGACUGCAGCUCGCAGUCGCUGUGGAACAGCGUGCAGUCCUCCAGCGACGUGCGCAGCAGCGUGCUGGCCGUGUGGGGCCCCGGCACGCCCGGCUCCACCACCUCCUUCCAGAGCUACGUGCUCAUGGCGGCCAACAACCGCAGGAACCCCAGUUGCGUCAAGACGUACCUGCUCGACUGGAUCAAGUGCAAGGCCGCGCCCACUGACUCGGCCGUUCAGUUUUACAACUCUGCACUGGGCGUGGGGGUGAGCGGGGUGAAGGAUGUGCGGUCGCUCAACACUUAUGUGACGGCGGUGAUCAAGAAGAUUGGCCAGACCGUGUUUAACACGCUCGCUGGCAUGCUCAGGCAGUGCGGCCUGCAGGCUCAGCCAAUCGGCAUGGUGCUCGCACGUGUUCUCACGGGCUCCGUUCGUCGCGGAGCCUCUAAAUCCCGCCCCGUUUCCCUCGCCUCUCGCCUCUCACCACCCAUUUCCACUCCCUCCGCUAUAAACACCACUCCCUUCGCCGCGCCUCAUGCCUGUAGCGGAGCAGCAGCGCUGCGUCCUAUAGCGGGGAUGCCGCCGCUCUUGCCGUUCGCAGCAGCGGGUGCUGUUGCGUCGUCGUCGACGCUAGCAGGAGUCGCCGGGGCGGGGUCGCCCAGCGGCGUGGCAUGCGGGCCGCAGCUGACGGAAGGAAUAGACUCGUCGCCUUCUGCUCCCGCUGCACACGUUUUUAAACAGGUGACAUGCCUUACAACAGUGUAUUGCGCGGAUAAAGCGGAUGAAGAGGCAGCACAAGCAGGGCAAGUCGGGCCUGCCUACCUAUACGUACCCUUUCCCCUAUCUUCCACUCUCACCGCGCCUACCUCUCCAGUGAUUGAGCUGGAGCGGCUACAGGCGGAGGCGCUGAAGGACAUGAUAGAGCUGGAGCGGCUACAGGCAGAGGCGCUCAAGGGCGGGGGGUUUGAGCGGAUACGCAAGCAGCACAAGCAGGGCAAGCUGACCGCCAGAGAGCGCAUCAUGACUCUGCUGGACCCUGGGUCGUUUGAAGAACUCGGUGAGUGGCGCGGCAGUGCAGUGCAAGCAUCAGUGGCAGGGCAAGGCAAGGUGGCAGCGAGAGAGCGAGUGAUGACUGUGCUGGUCCCAGGGUUGACUGAAGAGGUCGACAUGUUGGUGCAGCAUCGCUGUCGGGACUUUGGCAUGGAUGAGACACAGAUUGCAGGCGAUGGCGUUGUGACUGGCAGCGGCACCAUCAAUGGGAGGCUGGUGUUUGUGUUCAGCCAAGACUUCACCGUGUUUGGCGGAAGCCUGUCAGAGACCCAUGCGAGCAAGAUAGUGAAGAUCAUGGAGAAGGCAAUGCUAGUGGGAGCACCUUCACAGGUCAUAGGCAUCAACGACUCGGGGGGAGCUCGCAUUCAGGAGGGCGUUGUGUCGCUCGCCGGCUAUGCCAACGUCUUCCAGCUGAACGUGCUGGCAUCGGGAGUUAUUCCGCAGCUCUCCCUCAUCAUGGGGCCCUGCGCAGGUGGUGCUGUCUACUCGCCUGCUCUCACAGAUUUUGUGGCCAUGACUCGAGGCACGGCGUACAUGUUUGUCACGGGGCCUGACGUGGUGAAGCAAGUCACGUUUGAGGAUGUCACUCGGGAUGAGCUGGGAGGGGCGGACGUGCAGUCCAAGUCAGGAGUGGUGCACCUGGCGUAUGACAACGAACUCGAUGCUCUUGCAAGGAUCCGGGACCUCUUUGACUUCCUGCCGCUCUCCAAUCAGCAUGCGCCACCUCUGCGCCCCAACUUCGACUCCCCCAACCGCGUGUCACCCUCGCUGGACUUUGCUGUGCCGCGGGACCCCAACACGGCAUACGACAUGGUGGAGAUCAUCGAGCAGGUGGUGGACGAUGGGGAGCUGUUUGAGGUGCAGGGAGGCUUUGCACGAAACAUCCUCAUUGGAUUCGCGAGGCUGGACGGGGGCACGGUGGGAGUGGUGGCGAAUCAGCCCAAGGAGCAGGCGGGCUGCCUCGAUAUCAACGCCUCCAUUAAGGGAGCUCGCUUUGUGCGUUUCUGCGAUGCGUUCAACAUCCCCAUCCUCACCUUCGUCGACGUCCCAGGCUUCCUCCCAGGCACAGAGCAGGAGCACAAUGGCAUCAUCAGGCAGGGGGCGAAGCUGCUGUACGCGUAUGCGGAGGCCACGGUGCCCAAGCUCACUGUCAUCACUCGCAAGGCGUAUGGGGGGGCGUACGACGUGUUGUUUACACAACCAUGCAGAGGCCACGGUUUUGAAGUGUGGCUGUGGCUUCUGCAUGUGGCUUCUGCAUGUGGCUUCUGCAUGUGGCUUCUGCAUGUGGCUUCUGCAUGUGGCUUCUGCAUGUGGCUUCUGCAUGUGGCUUCUGCAUGUGGCUUCUGCAUGUGGCUUCUGCAUGUGGCUUCUGCAUGUGGCUUCUGCAUGUGGCUUCUGCAUGUGGCUUCUGCAUGUGGCUUCUGCAUGUGGCUUCUGCAUGUGGCUUCUGCAUGUGGCUUCUGCAUGUGGCUUCUGCAUGUGGCUUCUGCAUGUGGCUUCUGCAUGUGGCUUCUGCAUGUGGCUUCUGCAUGUGGCUUCUGCAUGUGGCUUCUGCAUGUGGCUUCUGCAUAUGGCUUCUGCAUGUGGCUUCUGCAUGUGGCUUCUGCAUAUGGCUUCUGCAUGUGGCUUCUGCAUGUGCCUCUGCUCCUUGCUCCUCUCAACCUUUUCUCUCCUUGCUCCUCUCAACCUUUUCUCUCCUUGCUCCUCUCAACCUUUUCUCUCCUUGCUCCUCUCAACCUUUUCUCUCCUUGCUCCUCUCAAACUUUUCGCUCCUUGCUCCUCUCAACCUUUUCUCUCCUUGCUCCUCUCAAACUUCUCGCUCCUUGCUCCUCUCAACCUUUUCUCUCCUUGCUCCUCUCAACCUUUUCUCUCCUUGCUCCUCUCAACCUUUUCUCUCCUUGCUCCUCUCAACCUUUUCUCUCCUUGCUCCUCUCAAACUUUUCGCUCCUUGCUCCUCUCAACCUUUUCUCUCCUUGCUCCUCUCAAACUUCUCGCUCCUUGCUCCUCUCAACCUUUUCUCUCCUUGCUCCUCUCAACCUUUUCUCUCCUUGCUCCUCUCAAACUUUUCGCUCCUUGCUCCUCUCAACCUUUUCUCUCCUUGCUCCUCUCAAACUUCUCGCUCCUUGCUCCUCUCAACCUUUUCUCUCCUUGCUCCUCUCAACCUUUUCUCUCCUUGCUCCUCUCAACCUUUUCUCUCCUUGCUCCUCUCAACCUUUUCUCUCCUUGCUCCUCUCAAACUUCUCGCUCCUUGCUCCUCUCAACCUUUUCUCUCCUUGCUCCUCUCAACCUUUUCUCUCCUUGCUCCUCUCAACCUUUUCUCUCCUUGCUCCUCUCAAACUUUUCGCUCCUUGCUCCUCUCAACCUUUUCUCUCCUUGCUCCUCUCAAACUUCUCGCUCCUUGCUCCUCUCAACCUUUUCUCUCCUUGCUCCUCUCAACCUUUUCUCUCCUUGCUCCUCUCAACCUUUUCUCUCCUUGCUCCUCUCAACCUUUUCUCUCCUUGCUCCUCUCAAACUUUUCGCUCCUUGCUCCUCUCAACCUUUUCUCUCCUUGCUCCUCUCAAACUUCUCGCUCCUUGCUCCUCUCAACCUUUUCUCUCCUUGCUCCUCUCAACCUUUUCUCUCCUUGCUCCUCUCAAACUUUUCGCUCCUUGCUCCUCUCAACCUUUUCUCUCCUUGCUCCUCUCAAACUUCUCGCUCCUUGCUCCUCUCAACCUUUUCUCUCCUUGCUCCUCUCAACCUUUUCUCUCCUUGCUCCUCUCAACCUUUUCUCUCCUUGCUCCUCUCAACCUUUUCUCUCCUUGCUCCUCUCAAACUUCUCGCUCCUUGCUCCUCUCAACCUUUUCUCUCCUUGCUCCUCUCAACCUUUUCUCUCCUUGCUCCUCUCAACCUUUUCUCUCCUUGCUCCUCUCAACCGCCUCCCUCUUUCCUGCAAUGAUUAGCUCUAAGCUCCUGACAGGCAACGCCACCUAUGCAGCCUUGCCCUUCUUCUCCCAUCUCCCUUGCUCUUGCUCCAAGCACCUGAGGGGCGACGCCAACUACGCAUGGCCAUCGGCAGAGAUUGCAGUGAUGGGAGCCAAGGGAGCAGCAUUGAUCCUCCACAGGGGCAGCGUGGACCUGGAGAGCCUCACAGCAGAGUACCCACGCAUGCAGGGAGGGUGA
Molecule: messenger RNA, 4332 nt
Organism: Closterium sp. NIES-65
Lineage: Eukaryota; Viridiplantae; Streptophyta; Zygnematophyceae; Desmidiales; Closteriaceae
Source: the annotation of a GenBank genome assembly